This is a messenger RNA of Cydia pomonella (codling moth), 1005 nucleotides long. Its product is annotated as juvenile hormone-binding protein-like. Bases 83 to 805 code for a protein of 240 amino acids. Lineage: Eukaryota; Metazoa; Arthropoda; Insecta; Lepidoptera; Tortricidae. The record is from RefSeq and is a predicted model, not a curated record. The transcript has 5 exons.
GUUAUAAAGCCGUGUAAUACUUCUGUUCGGGCAGUGGCUUGCGAUCCAUUGGAUUACUUGAAAGUAUUAUUAUAAUUUCAUAAUGGCAGUGUUUGCAGUGUUAAUGUUGCUUAUGUUUUUUGGAAGUGUAUUAUCAAGUGACGAAUCAAUAACUGUGGCAUGUAGCACGAAUGACAUCGAUUGCCUUAGCAAAUCUACCGAAAAAUUCCUAGAAAAAACACACAAAGGAAUACCCGCCUGGAAUAUUGUGACCCUAGAUCCUUUAGUUAUAUCUUCAUACGAUUUCGCGCUUGAUGAAGAAGGCUUGAUUUAUAAGUAUAAGAACUUGACCGUGACAGGAUUACGGAAUCAACAGAUAUCAGAUUUCAAAAUGGAUACCAAAGCAAGGUCGGUAGUACUAACGACUAAAGCCGAUUUAGACGUGGUCACAGAUGUCGAUGUUAUAUUGACCAAGCCAUCAAAGACCUUAUCGGGACAUUACAAGAUACAUGCAAGUGUAUUGGGCACAGCUACUUAUCAGUACGAGCUUAAGACUGAUGAAAAAGGAGUUACUCAUUUCCAUGUCGGCCCAGAGACCAUCACUUGCAAAGUUGUCGACGCCCCGAGAGUUGAAUUGAGCCAUGAGUUUCAGCAGACCCUAUCAAAUGAUGCUGAUGCCAAGACUUACAAUGAAGAGAAGCGAGCAGAGUUAAGAAAAAAAACAUUUUGCAAAAUAGCGGAGAAAGUUUACACAUACGUCGUCCACAAUAUAAGAGAAGCUGCCAAAGCAGUACCUUCGUCAGCUUUUUUUACCAAUAUCGAAUAGUGUAUUGUAGUAUAGUAUUCAAUACACAUUGUUUGGCCUGGCCCAAAAUCGGCGUUUGUUUUUGGCUGAAAGCUUCAGAAAUAUGAUGUCUGAUUUAAAAAUACACCAAAAUCAUUAUAUGAUAACAACACUAAGUGAUAUUGGAAUCAAUUUGAAUACCUAGGUGUAUUUUCGCGCAAUAAAAUCUUAUUUUAAACCCA